GCUGAGCACCAACAACCAGGAAAUGAAAAUUUUGGAUGUGAAUCUCAAAACCUUUAUAUUCUGACCAAUUAUUGGCGAAUACUGUAGUUUAAACCGUUGAAUAGUCUGAUAAACCAGUACAGCUUAUCUUUGGUGUGAAAACUCACGAGAAAAACAUGGCAGAAGAACAACCUUCGGCGAUCCCUGAAACUCAAACUGAAAACUGCAACACAGACCAGGAGGAUGGCAUGAACCUGAUGAACCUGACUGACCUACCCGACCUGGUGUUAGUCAAGAUCAUGUCCUACCUAGGUUUCAACGAUCUUUACAGUGCUGCUUUAACCUGUCAGAGAAUGAAUGAGAUUAUGAACCAUCCAGCUGCUUGGUCCAAGAUCAGGAUGGACAUUCUUUCAGAUACUGAUUUGCAUAAUGAGAACUUCAAGACGUCAAGAUAUCUUGCGAUGACUGAGCGAUAUGGGGCAUAUUUCCAAGACCUGGAAUUCUACUACACUGGAUACUGUCAACCAAUAAACCUGGACAUCAAAGACUUGAUUGACAAACUGAAUUCGAAAUGCCGACUGAAAAGUUUAGUCAUAUCGGUGUAUUUUGUUGAGACUAAGCAAUUCAAUCAUGCAAAUUUCAAUGUGUACAGAUUGAAGGAGCAUUAUGAUGCAGUUUGUUCCUUGGUUUCAACGUGCGAGCGUUUGAAAUCCUUCAGUUUACGCAGCUGGCCUGCUCGUAAAGCGGAACCUGAUAAAAAUGAGAUUUUAGAAGCGCUUUGCGCAAAUGAGCAUAAUAAGAAGCUGAGGAAGCUGCACAUGUUUUGGCCCGAUAGAACGGAGAAGAAUUGGGUGGGUCUUCGGACAAAUCAGACCAAGAAGCAUGCACUUGUGGUUGUUGAGCACUUCACUGCCCUGACUCACUUGAGUCUCCCGUCCAAUAUGAUUAGCCAGGAUCUUCUAGAUCAGCUGGCGAAAGGCAAUAGAGCUCGGCUUGAGAACAUGAGAGUUCUGGUCGUCUUCUCAAACAGUGAUGAUAAUCUUCAGAUCCCUAGACUAUCUUGGGGACCGUUGCAUAGAGCUUGCCCCGAGUUAGAAGUUGAAGUUGUCUUCAACAGCCGGGUCCCAGAGUUUAACAUGGCGCAGAUGUUAAAGUCUGAAAUGCCUGUGAGUGUUUUGUAUUUCAUGAAGUAUGCUCGACUUGGUGCUGAUGAUAUCAAUGCCAUGGCUGUCAAAUAUCAAAAGACCCUGAAGAAGUUUAUAAGCUACUCUGAUGAUACUCUUGAUGCUGAUGUCGCUCUUCUUAGCCUUGUUGUGAACUGUACUCUUCUGCACACAUUAAUCUUUUACGGUCCGUUGAAUUUUAAAACAGUGAUGGAGUUGGCCGAGUCCAAGGGUAAGAAAUGGUAUCAGUUUGUCGUUAAGAAUGAUACAAUAGAUCUGAAGGCUAAGAAGCUCGAUCCAGAUCUAGUCCUAGGUUAUGAUGAUGCGACUGGGCAGUAUUACCAAGCUGAUAUGGUGCAGUGGGGGGACACGGAUAAAUCUCUGAAAGAAAAGGAAGAACGAUUCAAAGUGAUGGUUGAGUCUGUCACAGAGUCUAUCGGUCGUUCUUGGAAACCAUUUUCUGAGCCCAAAUCCACUUGAACCAUUUUAAGUACUCAUGUUUGAACAUGAAGGACACGUUGCCAAAAUAUUACUCUCAGUAUUAACGCCUUUAUGAAAAGUUUUUGAUAUAGCCUUUAGCUGUGAUAGCCUCUGUAAUGUCCACAAAAAUAAUAAGGUGUGAAACUUUUGGUGUUUACAGUAUGUGUGUGAUGUGUACAGUAAUACUCUAAUCUCCACAGUGAAGCAGGGAGAGUGCAAUAAGUUACUGUAGGACCAGACUGUUAAGAGGAAAAGCAUUUUGGAUUGUUUACAUUUUGAAAUACUAAUAAUUGUAUGUUCACGUACUGAACGUCCAUGCAGUGUUAAUCAUCAUCUUAAUCAUAGAUCUAGUCUUUGUAUGAACUUGACAAUCAUGACUGCUUGACAUGCCUUUUCACUUUGCACAAUAAAGUUAAUAUUGUUAACCUGAAGUAGUUUUAGAACCCAUGACCUUC
Lineus longissimus is the source of this 2077-nucleotide messenger RNA. Its product is annotated as F-box only protein 39-like. The transcript is spliced from 2 exons. The record is from RefSeq and is a predicted model, not a curated record. Gene Ontology annotation, molecular function: protein binding. Lineage: Eukaryota; Metazoa; Nemertea; Pilidiophora; Heteronemertea; Lineidae. Bases 156 to 1622 code for a protein of 488 amino acids.